This is a messenger RNA of Girardinichthys multiradiatus, 4776 nucleotides long. RefSeq names its product probable phospholipid-transporting ATPase IIA. The transcript is spliced from 28 exons. Gene Ontology annotation, molecular function: magnesium ion binding; ATP hydrolysis activity; ATPase-coupled intramembrane lipid carrier activity. The record is from RefSeq and is a predicted model, not a curated record. Gene Ontology annotation, biological process: phospholipid translocation; retrograde vesicle-mediated transport, Golgi to endoplasmic reticulum; endocytosis. The coding region runs from base 171 to 3311 and encodes 1046 amino acids. Gene Ontology annotation, cellular component: trans-Golgi network; endosome; plasma membrane. Lineage: Eukaryota; Metazoa; Chordata; Actinopteri; Cyprinodontiformes; Goodeidae.
CACCCGCACGACUGCAGCGCCGAAGGGCUGUCUCUCUGUCCCAGCACCGCCAACCUGCUGGCUGGCUAAACGUCCUGACUGAGUGACAGCUAGCAGCCUCCGCCCAAGACAGAACCGCGACAGCCAGGCUGACUUCUUCCAGCUCCUACCUGCCACCGGGGGCUGCAGGAAUGACCGACAGUAUCCCCCUACAACCCGUCAGACGACAAAAGAGACACGACAGUAAACACAGGAAUGGGUGCUGCCCGUGGUCAAGAUGCUGUGGCAUGGGGGACUUCCGUCCCCGUACCGUGUGGCUCGGCCACCCAGAGAAGAGGGAGCAGAGGUACCCGAAGAAUGUCAUUAACAACCAGAAGUACAACUUCUUCACCUUCCUUCCUGGGGUGCUGUUUAAUCAGUUUAAGUACUUCUUCAACUUGUACUUUUUGCUACUGUCCUGCUCUCAAUUUGUCAAGGAGUUACGCCUAGGUGCCCUCUACACCUACUGGGUCCCUUUGGGUCUUGUUUUGUUUAUCACCAUCAUGAGAGAGGCAAUUGAAGAGAUAAGAUGCUACCUUCGAGACAAAGAAGUAAACUCUCAGGUUUACAGCAAGCUCUCAACAAGAGGCACCGUGAAGGUUAAAAGCAGCGGCAUUCAAGUGGGCGACCUUAUAAUUGUGGAGAAGAACCAGCGUGUCCCCGCUGACAUGAUCUUUUUAAGGACCUCUGAAAGAAAUGGGUCCUGCUUCCUGCGAACUGACCAGCUGGACGGAGAGACAGACUGGAAACUACGCCUCCCAGUGGCCUGCACUCAAAGGCUGCCAACUGCCGCUGACCUUCUCCAGAUCCGAUCAUAUGUGUACGCAGAAGAGCCAAACAUUGAUAUUCAUAACUUUAUUGGAACUUUCACCAGGGAAGAUGGAGACCCCCCGGUACAUGAAAGCCUCAGCAUUGAGAACACCCUGUGGGCCAGCACGGUUGUUGCUUCUGGCACGGUGGUGGGGGUUGUGAUUUACACAGGGAAGGAGCUGCGGAGUGUCAUGAACACCUCCAACCCACGGCACAAGGUGGGUUUGUUUGACCUGGAGGUGAACUGUUUGACUAAGAUCUUGUUUGGGGCCCUGGUUGUGGUGUCGCUGGUCAUGGUGGCCCUCCAGCACUUCGCGGGCCGUUGGUACCUCCAGAUCUUCCGGUUCUUGCUUCUCUUCUCUCACAUUGUGCCCAUCAGUUUGCGUGUUAACCUGGAUAUGGGAAAAAUGGUUUUCAGCUGGAUGAUCAAGAAAGAUUCCAAGAUACCAGGGACGGUGGUGAGAGCCAGCACCAUACCGGAGCAGCUCGGACGCAUCUCCUACCUGCUUACUGACAAAACAGGAACUCUUACCCAAAAUGAAAUGGUGUUCAGGCGUCUCCAUCUUGGAACUGUGGCCUACGGGUUGGACUCUAUGGAUGAAGUCCAGAGCCAUGUGUUCAGCGCAUACACACAGCCCACCCAUGACCUUCCAGCGUCCAGGGCUCCGGCAGCCACCAAGGUCCGAAAGACCAUCAGCAGCAGAGUUCACGAGGCUGUGAAAGCCAUUGCCCUGGUGCACAACGUGACCCCUGUGUACGAGUCCAACGGUGUGACGGACCAGGCUGAGGCAGAGCAGCACUAUGAAGACACAUGCAGGGUCUACCAGGCUUCCAGCCCAGAUGAGGUGUCACUGGUGCAGUGGACUGAGAGCGUUGGGCUGACUCUGGUGGGAAGAGACCAAUCCUCCAUGCAACUACGGACCCCUACUGGUCAGAUUCUGAACUUCACCAUCCUUCAGAUAUUUCCCUUCACCUACGAGAGCAAAAGGAUGGGGAUUAUAGUGCGAGACGAGUCGACAGGAGAGAUAACUUUCUACAUGAAGGGUGCUGAUGUGGUGAUGGCAGGUAUUGUCCAGUACAAUGACUGGCUGGAAGAGGAGUGUGGAAACAUGGCAAGGGAAGGCCUGAGGGUCCUUGUGGUCUCCAAGAAGUCGCUGACGGAGGAACAGUAUCAGGAUUUUGAGGCGCGGUACGUCCAGGCCAAGCUCAGCGUUCACGACCGCUCCCUGAAAGUGGCCACGGUGAUCGAGAGCCUGGAGAUGGAGAUGGAGUUGUUAUGUCUGACUGGGGUGGAGGACCAGCUCCAGACCGAUGUCAGACCUACCCUGGAGAUCCUCCGCAAUGCAGGCAUCAGGGUUUGGAUGCUGACGGGAGACAAACUGGAAACUGCCACAUGCACUGCUAAGAAUGCUCACUUGAUCACCCGCAACCAGGACAUCCAUGUCUUCAGACAAGUGACAACUCGAGGGGAAGCCCACCUGGAGCUCAACGCUUUCAGGAGAAAACAUGACUGCGCUUUGGUGAUAUCAGGGGAUUCGCUUGAAGUUUGUCUGAAAUAUUAUGAGUAUGAGUUCAUGGAGCUUGCAUGUCAGUGUCCCGCUGUGGUUUGCUGUCGAUGCACCCCCACCCAGAAGGCACAGAUAGUCCGGUUGCUGCAGGAACGCACAGGCAAACUCACCUGUGCAGUCGGGGACGGAGGAAACGAUGUCAGCAUGAUCCAGGAAGCCGACUGUGGCGUGGGAGUGGAGGGAAAAGAAGGAAAGCAAGCCUCUCUGGCCGCCGACUUCUCUGUGACUCAGUUCAAACAUUUGGGUCGCCUCCUCAUGGUCCACGGUCGGAACAGCUACAAAAGAUCUGCAGCCCUCAGCCAGUUUGUCAUCCACAGGAGCCUGUGCAUCAGCACCAUGCAGGCAGUUUUCUCCUCUGUUUUCUACUUUGCCUCAGUCCCGCUCUACCAGGGAUUUCUGAUUAUUGGUUAUUCCACCAUCUACACCAUGUUCCCCGUUUUCUCUCUGGUGUUGGAUAAAGAUGUUAAGUCGGAGGUUGCCAUGCUUUACCCAGAGCUUUAUAAGGACCUGUUGAAGGGUCGACCGCUGUCUUUCAAGACAUUUCUAAUAUGGGUCCUUAUAAGUAUAUAUCAAGGGAGCAUCAUCAUGUACGGAGCCAUGCUGCUGUUUGAGUCGGAGUUUGUCCACAUUGUUGCCAUUUCCUUCACCUCCCUGAUUCUGACCGAGCUGCUGAUGGUGGCUCUGACCGUUCAGACGUGGCAUUGGCUCAUGAUAGUCGGCGAGCUCCUGAGUUUGGCGUGUUACAUCGCUUCGCUUGUCUUCCUGCACGAAUUCAUAGAUGUGUACUUCAUUACCACGGUGUCGUUCCUGUGGAAGGUGACUACCAUCACGCUGGUGAGCUGUCUGCCUCUGUACAUCCUCAAGUAUCUGCGCAGACGCUUCUCUCCACCCAGUUACUCCAAGUUGACCUCCUAAAAAAAUUAAUGAACUCUCUGGCCACGUUGACUGAAAAGAGGAAUCCCUCAUCUUCACCUCUACUAGGGAUCCAAACAUUUGUUCUGAGAAGCCCGUUGGCGUGGACAGAUAGUUUACUAACAGGGUUUUUCAGUGAGAAAGCAAUGUUUAUUGCUCUGUGUUUGAUGCAUGACUUAUCGAUGGCUUCUCUUGUGUGGCAAGCUCCUGCAGUAAGUGGUGGUUCAGAUUAAAUUGACCUGAUUCAACUAGUUAUAUGAAACAGAUCUAUUGUCAGUGGUCAUGUAUGCAUUAAAAAUGAGACAUGAGGGAAAUAAAAAUUCAAAAACAGUUGCACAGGUUCUACAGACCCACUUCGUUUUAUAAGGGAACAAGAAAAGUGGGGAUUUGGCUCUAAAGUACUGCAUAAAUAACACACCUACUUAUUUUGAGAAAAAGUGAGAUUGGUGUCUAUUUCUCACUCACAAGUUGAUUCACAUUCUCCUCAGACAGCAACUUGUAAUUGAAGGUUUAGAAUUAUAAAGUUGCAAUGGUUUUACAGCCUAGGCUUUGCUAAAACAAGACAUGAUUAAAUAAGCGUAUUUGCUGAUGCGUCACCCCGAAGCUACAGCUCAGCACGGCGGAGGUGGUGUAGCCUCCUAUUUUAGCAUGACCUCUGGUGUCUGAUGUUAAAUCUGUCCCAGCGUCUUUAUUUGGACGUUGACUUGUUGGUGUUUGUGGAGCGUGGUCAGAACACUGGUGGGCUCUAUGCCGGGGGCCCCUCUGUCAGGCUACACGUCGCCGGAGGGCAACACUCAACCUCUAUUGUGGUGGGCCGGCUGCGGCCGCAUUCUCAGCCCUGCAUGAUGACUCACUUUAACGGUGACCCAAAGCCAUAACUGAAAAUACACCAGUGACUGAGCGGCGUCUUGAGGCACAGUCUGCGGAGCCCCAUCUCCUCUAACAUCUGUGAAAUACCGAAAGGGAUCAAGUAAAAAUCUCCAUUAUUAUGUGAAUAUGGUCUCUUAAUUAUUAACACUGCACUUUAACAAAACCUAAUGUGAUGCUACACUCAGAUUUCAUUUCACUCGCGUUGUGAUGAACUGUAAAUAUUUACCACCUAACGGUAACAUGGCCACAUGUAUUUAUUUUGCAAAUUUAAAAAAGGGUAACUAAGCAUGAAACUUUGUACAAACGGUGCCAUAAUGAAUAUUUCUUUUCUGUUUUGCUAUGUUGAACUGGAUUUAUAAUUCAUUUGGAUAAAACCUGAAUUCUUUAAGCUGUUUUUAACUACUCUCUGGAAUAUUGUUUUUUAUGUUGCAACUGAAGUGAAAGCGUUAAUGAUGCUGAUAUAAUUUGCUUGUAUGUGUAAAACCUGUCUUUUAUGUUAUUCUGUUGAAUUCAGUCAUGGGAGCUGAACAAAAAAGGGAGAAAUGUGCUGAUGUCAAUAUUGUGAUGAUUAAUAAUAAAUAUGGGAUUUUUUCAUGUC